GGCGGCUUCGGGCGCCGCCGCCGCCACGCCCCGUCCCGGCCUCCCCUGCGCGCCGGCGCGGAGCUCCCUGGGCCGAGGCGGGGCCAGCGAUCUGCGGCCCGGAACGGCUGAGGCGGGUCCUGGGGGCGCCAUGGAGCCCCGGGCGGUCGCAGCAGCCGUGGAGACGGGGAAGGAGGAUGUGAUCAUGGAAGCUCUGCGGUCGUACAACCUGGAGCACUCCCAGAGCUUCACGUUUGAUGACGCCCAGCAGGAGGACCGGAAGAGACUGGCGGAGCUGCUGGUCUCCGCCCUGGAACAGGGCUUGCCGCCCUCCCACCGUGUCACCUGGCUGCAGAGUGUCCGAAUCCUGUCCCGGGACCGCAGCUGCUUGGACCCCUUCACCAGCCGCCAGAGCAUGCAGGCACUGGCCGGCCACGCUGGCAUCUCUGUCUCCGAGGGGUCCGUCCGCGAGUCCGCAGACAUGGAUGUUGUUUUGGAGUCCCUCAAGUGCCUGUGCAACCUCGUGCUCAGCAGCCCUGUGGCACAGACUCUGGCAGCGGAGGCCCACCUGGUGGUGAAGCUCACAGAGCGUGUGGGGCUGUACCGAGUGAGGACCUUCCCCCACGACGUCCAGUUCUUUGACUUGCGGCUACUCUUCCUGCUGACGGCACUCCGCACCGAUGUGCGCCAGCAGCUGUUUCAGGAACUGAAAGGAGUGAGGCUGCUGACUGACACGUUGGAGCUGACGCUGGGGGUGACCCCUGAAGGGAACCCACCCAGGCUCCUUCCUUCUCAAGAGACUGAGCGGGCCAUGGAGAUCCUCAAAGUGCUCUUCAACAUCACCCUCGACUCCAUCAAGGGGGAGGUGGACGAGGAAGAUGCUGCCCUUUACCAGCACCUGGGGACCCUUCUCCGGCACUGUGUGAUGAUUGCUACUGCUGGAGACCGCACAGAGGAGUUCCAUGGCCAUGCAGUGAACCUCUUGGGGAACUUGCCCCCCAAGUGUCUGGAUGUUCUCCUCACUCUGGAGCCACACGGAGACUCUGUGGAGUUCAUGGGAGUGAAUAUGGAUGUGAUUCAUGCCCUCCUCAUCUUCCUAGAGAAGCGUUUGCACCAGACACACAGGCUGAAAGAGAGCGUAGCCCCUGUGCUAAGCGUGCUGACUGAGUGUGCCCGGACGCACCGCCCAGCCAGGAAGUUCCUGAAGGCCCAGGUGCUGCCCCCUCUGCGGGAUGUGAGGACACGGCCCGAGGUUGGGGAGAUGCUGCGGAACAAGCUUGUUCGCCUCAUGACGCACCUGGACACAGACGUGAAGAGGGUGGCUGCCGAGUUCUUGUUUGUCUUGUGCUCUGAGAGUGUGCCCCGAUUCAUCAAGUACACGGGCUAUGGGAAUGCUGCUGGCCUUCUGGCUGCCAGGGGCCUCAUGGCGGGAGGCCGGCCCGAGGGCCAGUACUCGGAGGAUGAGGACACAGACACAGAUGAGUACAAGGAAGCGAAGGCCAGCAUAAACCCGGUGACCGGGAGGGUGGAGGAGAAGCCGCCUAACCCUAUGGAGGGCAUGACAGAGGAACAGAAGGAGCACGAGGCCAUGAAGCUGGUGACCAUGUUUGACAGGCUCUCCAGGAGGUAGGGUCAGAGGAGAGCUUAGGAUCCUGACAAGGCUGCAUUACUUAUGUUUGAAAUCACUUGCCCUGGAGGAAAGCCCCCAGGGGAUGGGCAUAUUGAGGUCAGUAUUGUGCCCAUUUUACAGAUAACUGAGGCUCAGAGAACUUAAGAGACUGUCUAAUGUCCCUGGACUUAUUGGAGAUGGUCCAAUGUCCAAAUUCAGAGACUGUUUAAGGACAAUUUAGAUGUCUCAAUAAACUGCUUAAAGCCAUGAAGUAGCAGUUAGGAUUUGGGCCCAGUUAACAGAAGGUCCAACCAGGCUUCCCCAGUAAAUGGGAGCAGCCUACUUGGUGGAGAGGAAGGUAGCAGCCAGGGGUGAGCAGGACCCCUGUCUGGCCAACUAAGCCCCUUCCCCAGCCC
This is a messenger RNA of Cebus imitator (Panamanian white-faced capuchin), 2004 nucleotides long. RefSeq names its product RIC8 guanine nucleotide exchange factor A (gene RIC8A). Gene Ontology annotation, cellular component: cytoplasm; plasma membrane. The transcript is spliced from 10 exons. The record is from RefSeq and is a predicted model, not a curated record. Gene Ontology annotation, biological process: G protein-coupled receptor signaling pathway. Gene Ontology annotation, molecular function: G-protein alpha-subunit binding; guanyl-nucleotide exchange factor activity. Bases 131 to 1609 code for a protein of 492 amino acids. NCBI's taxonomy places the organism in Eukaryota, Metazoa, Chordata, Mammalia, Primates, Cebidae.